Molecule: messenger RNA, 6336 nt
Organism: Andrographis paniculata
Lineage: Eukaryota; Viridiplantae; Streptophyta; Magnoliopsida; Lamiales; Acanthaceae
Product: callose synthase 3-like
Exons: 43
Coding region: 288-6116 (1942 amino acids)
Biological process (GO): (1->3)-beta-D-glucan biosynthetic process
Cellular component (GO): 1,3-beta-D-glucan synthase complex; plasma membrane
Molecular function (GO): 1,3-beta-D-glucan synthase activity
Source: RefSeq, a predicted model, not a curated record
UCUCUCUAUAUUUUUCCUUUGUUUCUAAGCAGCUUUAAAGGCACAGUCCCCUCCAUCCCACUCACUCGCCCACUGCAUCUCCUUUUCUGCUCCCCCACUCUCUCUCUCUUAGGGUUGCCGAAGAGCGUUUUUUUUUUUUUUUUUCAUUCGGAGCUGCGGAGGUAUUUCCAGUUCGAGGUCAUUCUUGGGGGCGAGGGGAGUAAUGCAGGAGUAGAAAGGACUCUGGCUUUAUUGAUGUUAGUUUGAGGCACCUUUUGUUAUACCGUGUUGUUAAAGAGGGAGAGUAAAUGAUAAUGGCUUCGCGACGGGGUCACCAGACUCCUCAGUUAACUCGCACCCAAACGGCGGGGAAUCUUGGGGAGUCUAUUUUUGACAGUGAAGUAGUGCCUUCUUCUCUGGUUGAAAUUGCCCCCAUCCUUCGUGUGGCCAAUGAAGUCGAGCCUGCUAAUCCUCGAGUGGCAUAUCUCUGUCGGUUUUAUGCAUUUGAGAAAGCUCAUAGGUUGGAUCCCACUUCAAGUGGACGAGGUGUUCGUCAGUUUAAAACAGCUCUAUUGCAGCGUCUUGAAAGGGAAAAUGAUCCAACGUUAAUGGGAAGAGUGAAAAAAAGUGAUGCCCGUGAGAUGCAGAGUUUCUAUCAGCAUUACUAUAAAAAGUAUAUUCAAGCUUUGCAAAGUGCAGCUGACAAAGCAGAUCGUGCACAGCUGACAAAAGCAUACCAAACGGCUAAUGUUCUCUUUGAGGUUUUGAAAGCAGUUAACCAGACGCAGUCCGUGGAAGUUGACCGUGAGAUUCUGGAAACUCAUGAUAAAGUUGCUGAGAAGACUGAAAUUUAUGUACCCUAUAAUAUUCUUCCUCUAGAUCCUGACAGUGCAAACCAGGCAAUCAUGACGUAUCCAGAGAUUCAAGCUGCUGUACAUGCACUUCGGAAUACUAGGGGUCUUCCUUGGCCGAAGGAUUACAAGAAGAAGAAAGAUGAAGAUAUUCUAGACUGGCUGCAAGCUAUGUUUGGCUUUCAGAAAGAUAGUGUGGCAAAUCAGAGAGAGCAUUUGAUUUUGCUACUUGCUAAUGUACACAUAAGACAAUUUCCAAAGCCUGAUCAGCAACCCAAGUUGGAUGAACGUGCUAUAGAUGAAGUGAUGAAAAAGCUUUUCAAAAACUACAAGAAGUGGUGCAAGUAUUUGGAUCGCAAAAGUAGCCUUUGGCUACCCACCAUACAACAGGAGGUGCAACAGAGGAAAUUAUUAUAUAUGGGCCUGUAUCUUCUGAUAUGGGGAGAAGCUGCAAAUUUAAGAUUCAUGCCAGAGUGUCUUUGCUAUAUCUACCAUCAUAUGGCUUUUGAACUUUAUGGUAUGCUUGCUGGAAAUGUUAGUCCGAUGACUGGUGAAAAUGUGAAGCCUGCUUAUGGAGGAGAGGAAGAGGCGUUCUUAAAAAAAGUUGUCACACCAAUUUAUGAAGUGAUAGCUCGGGAAGCUGCAAGAAGCAAAAUAGCAAAAUCAAAACACUCGCAGUGGAGAAAUUAUGAUGAUUUGAAUGAGUACUUCUGGUCUGUAGACUGUUUUCGAUUAGGUUGGCCCAUGCGUGCAGAUGCUGACUUUUUCUGUAGGACAGUAAAUGAACUUGAUAAUGAAAAGAAUGGGGAAAGGAAACCCACGAGAGACCGAUGGGUGGGGAAAGCUAAUUUUGUAGAGAUUCGAUCAUAUUGGCAUAUCUUUAGAAGCUUUGACAGGAUGUGGAGCUUCUUUAUAUUGUGCUUGCAGGCUAUGAUUAUUCUUGCUUGGAAUGGCGGGCAACCAAGUUCUAUUUUUGAUUCUGAAGUGUUCAUGAAAGUACUAAGCAUCUUUAUAACGGCUGCAAUAUUGAAACUUGGACAAGCUGUACUUGAUGUAAUUCUGAGCUGGAAAGCUAGACGGAGCAUGUCUUUCUAUGUCAAAUUGCGAUAUAUUUUGAAGGUUGUGUCUGCUGCUGCAUGGGUAGUGAUCCUCCCUGUUACCUAUGCAUAUACAUGGGAACAUCCUCCUGGAUUUGCACAAACAAUCAAAAGUUGGUUUGGCAGUAAUUCAAGUGCUCCUUCAUUGUUUAUCUUGGCUGUUGUUAUCUACUUGUCCCCAAACAUGCUUGCUGCCUUCCUUUUCCUUUUUCCCACUGUUCGCCGGUUCCUUGAAAGUUCCAACUAUAAGAUUGUGAUGCUAAUGAUGUGGUGGUCUCAGCCUCAACUUUAUGUUGGAAGGGGAAUGCAUGAAAGCACAUUUUCUCUCUUUAAGUACACAUUAUUCUGGGUGCUCCUUAUGGUUACCAAGUUGGCGUUCAGUUUUUAUAUUGAGAUAAGGCCUCUUGUGGGUCCAACAAAUGCCGUCAUGGAGGUUCAUAUAACCACUUACCAGUGGCAUGAGUUUUUUCCCCAAGCCAGAAACAACAUAGGUGUCGUAAUUGCACUUUGGGCUCCUGUUAUUCUUGUUUAUUUCAUGGAUGCACAGAUCUGGUAUGCCAUUUUCUCUACACUAUUUGGAGGUAUAUAUGGUGCAUUUCGACGACUUGGAGAGAUUCGAACAUUGGGAAUGCUCAGAUCCCGCUUCCGGUCAUUACCUGGUGCUUUUAAUGCCUGUUUGAUUCCAGAGGACAAAACUGAGCCAACUAAAAAGAAAGGACUUAAGGCCACCUUCUCCCGCAAGUUUGAAGUGAUUCCAUCAAGCAAGGAAAAAGAAGCUGCAAGGUUUGCUCAAUUGUGGAACAAAAUAAUUACAAGUUUUAGAGAGGAGGAUCUCAUAAGUAACAGGGAAAUGGAUUUGCUUCUUGUUCCAUAUUGGGCAGAUCGUGAUAUGGUGGAGCUAAUGCAAUGGCCUCCUUUUUUGCUUGCCAGCAAGAUCCCAAUAGCAGUGGAUAUGGCUAAAGACAGCAAUGGCAAGGAUAGUGAACUGAACAAGCGGAUUAGAAGUGAUGAUUACAUGUACUCUGCCGUCCGCGAGUGUUAUGCAUCAUUUCGCAACAUUGUCAAAUUUUUGGUUCAUGGUGAUCGCGAGAAACAGGUUAUUGAGCACUUGUUUAAAGAAGUUGAUGAGCAUAUAGAGAAAGAUGAUCUAUCAACUGAAUAUAGGCUGAGUGAGCUUCCAAGUCUGUACGAUCUCUUUGUUAGGCUUGUCAAAUACUUGCUAGAUAAUAAGCCAGAGGACAGGGAUCAAGUUGUUAUCCUCUUCCAAGAUAUGCUUGAAGUUGUAACCCAAGAUAUAAUGGAAAAUGAUAUAUCCAUCUUGACAGAUUCAGUUCAUGGAACGGGCCAUGAAGGAAUGGCUCCUCUUGAUCAACAGUAUCAGUUAUUUGCUUCAGCUGGUGCUAUCAAAUUCCCCACUCCUGAAUCAGAAGCAUGGAAAGAGAAGAUCAAGAGGUUGUACCUGUUGCUGACUGUGAAGGAAUCUGCUAUGGAUGUUCCAUCAAACUUGGAAGCCAGGAGGCGUAUAUCUUUCUUCUCUAAUUCCUUGUUUAUGGACAUGCCUUCGGCUCCUAAAGUCCGCAAUAUGCUCUCUUUCUCUGUUUUGACUCCGUAUUACACGGAAGAAGUUCUCUUCUCAUUGCCUGAGCUAGAAGUUCCAAAUGAAGAUGGUGUUUCUAUUCUCUUCUACCUACAGAAAAUUUUCCCAGAUGAAUGGAACAAUUUUCUGGAGCGGGUUAAGUGUACCAACGAGGAAGAACUUAGGGGCUCUGAUGAAACAGAAGAACAGCUACGUCUCUGGGCAUCAUACAGGGGUCAAACAUUGACCAGAACUGUUAGAGGAAUGAUGUAUUAUCGCAAGGCUCUAGAACUCCAAGCAUUCCUUGAUAUGGCGAAGGAUGACGCUCUAAUGGAGGGGUAUAAAGCUGUUGAGUUAAACGAGGAUCAGAUUCAAGGAGAGAGGUCACUGUGGACACAAUGCCAAGCUGUAGCUGAUAUGAAGUUUACAUAUGUGGUCUCUUGCCAGCUGUAUGGUAUACAAAAGCGAUCCGGAGAUGCUCGUGCACAAGCUAUAUUGAGACUUAUGACAACGUAUCCGUCGCUUCGAGUAGCAUAUAUUGAUGAGGUUGAAGAACCAAGUAAAGACCGAACCAAGAAAGUUAACGAUAAGGUGUACUACUCUACACUAGUGAAGGCUGCUUUGCCAAAGUCAAAUUCUUCAGAACCAGGGCAAAAUCUGGAUCAGAUCAUCUAUCGAAUAAAACUACCAGGCCCUGCUAUAUUGGGGGAAGGAAAGCCUGAAAAUCAAAAUCAUGCCAUUAUUUUCACACGUGGAGAAGGCUUACAAACAAUUGAUAUGAAUCAGGAUAAUUACAUGGAAGAAGCUCUAAAGAUGAGAAACUUGCUUCAAGAAUUUCUUAAACGGCAUGAUGUGAGGCACCCAUCUAUUCUUGGGCUGAGGGAGCAUAUUUUCACUGGAAGUGUUUCUUCUCUUGCUUGGUUUAUGUCUAAUCAAGAGACAAGUUUUGUUACUAUUGGCCAGAGAUUACUUGCAAACCCUCUCAAGGUUCGGUUUCACUAUGGUCAUCCAGAUGUUUUUGAUAGACUGUUCCACCUAACAAGAGGUGGGGUGAGCAAAGCCUCCAAGAUUAUCAACCUGAGCGAGGACAUCUUUGCCGGCUUUAAUUCUACACUCCGUGAAGGCAAUGUAACUCAUCAUGAGUACAUACAAGUCGGUAAAGGGAGGGAUGUGGGUCUUAACCAGAUUUCUCUAUUUGAGGCCAAAAUUGCUAAUGGAAAUGGGGAACAGACAUUGAGUCGUGAUCUAUACAGGCUGGGGCAUCGUUUCGACUUUUUUCGAAUGCUUUCCUGCUUUUUCACCACCAUUGGUUUCUACUCCAGUACCUUGAUUACUGUGCUCACAGUGUACGUUUUCCUAUACGGUCGCCUUUACCUUGUUCUUAGUGGCCUUGAAAAGGGCUUAAGUACACAACCAGAAAUUCGAGACAACAAGUCUGUCGAAUUUGCCCUCGCUUCUCAGUCCUUCGUUCAAAUUGGAUUCCUGAUGGCUCUUCCUAUGAUGAUGGAGAUUGGUUUGGAAAAGGGUUUCCGGACUGCGUUAAGUGAAUUCAUACUUAUGCAGCUGCAGCUCGCACCUGUGUUUUUCACCUUUUCCCUCGGGACCAAAACCCAUUAUUAUGGCCGGACACUACUUCAUGGCGGUGCAAAAUACAGGCCCACCGGACGCGGAUUCGUCGUGUUCCAUGCCAAGUUUGCCGAGAACUACCGGCUCUACUCUCGUAGCCACUUUGUCAAGGGGCUCGAGCUCAUGAUCCUGCUACUCGUCUACCAAAUAUUUGGCCAGUCCUACAGAGGUGUGGUUGCAUAUAUCUUAGUCACUGUCUCGAUGUGGUUCAUGGUCGGCACCUGGCUCUUCGCCCCCUUCCUCUUCAACCCCUCGGGCUUCGAAUGGCAAAAGAUAGUCGAUGAUUGGACCGACUGGAAUAAGUGGAUCAGUAACAGAGGAGGCAUCGGAGUUUCUCCCGAGAAAAGUUGGGAAUCUUGGUGGGAGGAGGAGCAGGAUCAUCUACGCCAUUCCGGGAAACGAGGCCUUGUUGCCGAGAUUGUUUUGGCGCUACGAUUCUUCAUUUAUCAGUAUGGUCUCGUCUAUCACUUGCACAUGACUCGGAGGACGAAAAGUGUUUUGGUAUACGGCAUAUCAUGGCUCGUCAUCUUUCUGAUACUUUUCGUCAUGAAGACAAUCUCCGUGGGUCGAAGGAAGUUUAGCGCGAACUUCCAGCUGGUCUUCCGCCUUUUCAAAGGCUUGAUCUUCGUCACGUUCGUUGCCAUCCUCGUCAUCCUUAUCGCGUUAGCUCACAUGACGCCGAGAGAUAUCUUGGUUUGCAUACUCGCCUUCAUGCCCACCGGCUGGGGUCUACUGCUGAUCGCUCAAGCGUGCAAGCCAAUCGUGCACAAAGCCGGGUUCUGGGGCUCGGUAAGAACUCUGGCGCGAGGAUACGAGAUCGUGAUGGGGCUGCUCCUCUUCACGCCGGUUGCCUUCCUCGCUUGGUUCCCAUUUGUGUCGGAGUUCCAGACGAGGAUGCUGUUCAACCAGGCCUUCAGUCGAGGCCUUCAGAUUUCUCGGAUCCUCGGCGGGCACCGGAAGGACAGAUCCUCCAGGCACAAAGAGUGAAUGAGUAGUUAAGUAAUGAGGUAAGAAGAACCAACGUCUUCUUCUCAACUGUUAUUUGAAUCAUCAUCGUCUUCAUCUUCAUCUUCCUCACUACGUAAGAUGUACUAGCUGCAGCUGUGUUUUUUAUUUUUUGGUUUUUUAUUUUAUUUUUAAUUGUCGUAUUUAUUUGGUGAGGCUGCAGCAAUUCUUUUGUAUUUAUUUUUAAUAUUCACACACUGAA